CCGGCCGAUGUGGCGGGAGCUCUCCGCUGGUCUCCUCCGUGCGCUGUUUCGGAGCUCCCACCUUCUUCGCGGAGCGGCAGGUCUAGGGGGCACGAAGCCGGGGAAGCCCACGCUGGACUGCAGCGACGCCAUCAACGAAAGUGCGUCGGCCGGGCAGACUGGGGCGUAGGAGUGAGGGGCACCGAGUCACAUCGCAAAAACUUUUCUCGACUUCUCGGCGCGUCCUGCAGCCACGAUCCAUGCUGGGGCCGCCAUCCGGUCCCUGGCCCCGCCACUGACGGCGUCUGGCGCUCGGGGAGGACCCAUGUCCUGCGCUUUCCGGGGGUCGUAGGCUGCUGCUGCGCCGCGGCUCCGGGAGCCGGCGGGGGCGCCGCGGCUGAGGGAGACGUCAAUGGAUCGCCACUCCAGCUACAUCUUCAUCUGGCUGCAGCUCGAGCUCUGCGCCAUGGCGGUACUGCUCACCAAAGGAGAAAUUCGAUGCUACUGUGAUGCUGCCCACUGUGUGGCAACUGGUUAUAUGUGUAAAUCUGAGCUCAGCGCCUGCUUCUCUAGACUUCUGGAUCCUCAGAACUCAAAUUCCCCACUCACCCAUGGCUGCCUGGACUCUCUUGCAAGCACAGCAGACAUCUGCCAAGCCAAACAGGCCCAAAACCACUCUGGCACCACUAUGCCCACAUUGGAAUGUUGUCAUGAAGACAUGUGCAAUUACAGAGGGCUGCACGAUGUUCUCUCUCCUCCCAAGGGUGAAUCCUCAGGACAAGGAAACAGAUAUCAGCACGAUGGUAGCAGAAACCUCAUCACCAAGGUGCAGGAGCUGACCUCUUCCAAAGAAUUGUGGUUCCGGGCAGCAGUGAUCGCCGUUCCCAUUGCUGGUGGGCUGAUCUUAGUGUUGCUGAUUAUGUUGGCCUUGAGGAUGCUCCGAAGUGAGAACAAGAGACUGCAGGAUCAGCGGCAGCAGAUGCUCUCUCGUUUGCACUACAGCUUUCAUGGACACCAUUCCAAAAAGGGCCAGGUUGCAAAGUUAGACUUGGAAUGCAUGGUGCCUGUCAGCGGGCACGAGAACUGCUGUCUGACCUGUGAUAAAAUGAGACAAGCAGACCUCAGCAACGAUAAAAUCCUCUCUCUCGUUCACUGGGGCAUGUACAGUGGUCAUGGGAAGCUGGAAUUUGUAUGACAGAGUCUUAUCUGAACUAAACUUCUUGAACCCUUGAAGGUCUUCGAGUUCUGCUGGACAGGAGCACUUUAUCUGGAGACAAACAAAGUCAUUUAAUCAUUUUUGAGAGACAAACUGACCUCUGCAAACAGAAUCUUGGAUAUUUCUUCUGAAGGAUUAUUUGCACAGACUUGAAUACAGUCAAAUGUAUUAUUUGCUUUAAAAUUAUAAGAAGCAAAGAGAAGACUAUGUACACACUGUUACCAGGGUUAUCUGCAUCCAAGGGAGCUAGAAUUGAGUACCUAAAUAAACUAAAUGUGCUCUAUGUAAGCUCCUACAUCUUGAUUUAUUGUAAAGAUUUUUAAAAUAUAUAUAUUUUUUGUCUGAAA
Messenger RNA from Urocitellus parryii (Arctic ground squirrel), 1542 nucleotides. It is a transcript of the gene Bambi, whose product is annotated as BMP and activin membrane bound inhibitor. Gene Ontology annotation, molecular function: frizzled binding. The record is from RefSeq and is a predicted model, not a curated record. Gene Ontology annotation, biological process: negative regulation of transforming growth factor beta receptor signaling pathway; positive regulation of canonical Wnt signaling pathway; transforming growth factor beta receptor signaling pathway. Lineage: Eukaryota; Metazoa; Chordata; Mammalia; Rodentia; Sciuridae.